Molecule: messenger RNA, 1920 nt
Organism: Notodromas monacha
Lineage: Eukaryota; Metazoa; Arthropoda; Ostracoda; Podocopida; Cyprididae
Source: the annotation of a GenBank genome assembly
GUAUCACUUGAAUGUUAACGAAGUAAACUCGUUACCGUUCUGUUCGUAUUCUUUUGUAUUUCAUUUUUUAUCUUUGACGCAAUUAAUUCCCAGAUCUAAUCUUUCGUGCGUUUGAAUCAUUUUCAGAUAAUUAUGGAGAACUUCUUAACGAAGUUCUCGGUGAGAAGUUCGGAUAGUAAGUGGAACAUCGGCAUUUGCGAUGAAGCUGAAUUUACUUGCGUCAGCUGUGUUUAUGUGGGGAAAUUCUGUCCAAUCCAAGGAAUUAACCCUUUGGUGGCUCUGGGUCAUGAUUCCGGCGUUGUCACAGUUUGUAAUACAUCCUCUUCUCUCCACGAGGAACCGAAGUGGCGUUUCAAGCAAUCCGAGUGUGGCUCGCACAGUAUAUUCGAUCUCGACUGGAGUACUUGUAAACCCAUGAUCGUGAUCGGAACGGCGAACAAGACCUGUCGAAUUCUUCGUAUCCGUCCGUCUGAAGUAGUUGUUGGCGAGGUUUUUCAGAAGCACGAAAGAACUGUCAAGUGUGUUAAAUGGCUUCCGGAUAGUGAUACCGUGUUCGCCUCUGGUGGUCGUGAUUCUACUGUGAUCGUUUGGGAUCUCCGUGUUAAGUCUAAAACUUCCUCGGUUAUACGUUUGCCAAGGAUCAGUCCCUUGGGAUCGAAACGAACGAAGAUUACAGCGAGUGAUACCAAUGAGCGACAUACUUCAGUUCAAGGAAUUCAGUUCGUCGAUAGCAAUCACAUGAUAACCGCCAAUGAUGGAGAUGGGUGCAUACGUGUGUGGGACCUGCGGCGAGCCUACUCGGAAUCUUGGACGCGCCCCUCGGUUCCCUUGCAUGUUUUGCCUUUGCCUGGAGCUGCGGAUGGUCGUCACUCGGCCGUGUCGCUUGCAUUGGACAAGUUUAGGAGCACUCUGUACGCGAGCUGCACGGAUAAAUCUGUUUACGCAUACGACGUGAUUAAUUUCAAUCGGAAUCCACUGCGGAAAUUUUCUGGUCAUGAGGGAAAAUUCGAUCAUCCCUUGUGCAUUAGCUGUGAUGGCUCAUACAUGGUGGCUCAGAGUGGUGCGGAUGAAAUUGUGUUCUGGGACUUGAAGAGCUCGUCAUGCUUGCCGACCGCCAAGCUUGAGCUCGACGGUGUCGGUGUCACAUGUCUGGAUUGUCAUGCCGUUGAUCCUGGGGAUAUUUUCAUUGGUUCCAUGACGCAUCACUUCGUGGCGCGCCUGUGCGACCCCGUGCAUUCUCCGAAGGAAGAGGUGAUCACAAAGUUUCAAGCUGUGGAAAUCAAUCCGAAUCCUGGAAAUUUGGACAGGAGAAAGAGAGCCUGGAAAGACAUGACGAUGCAAAAAGUUUACGGACUCGGACGUCGGUUCGAAAUUUACAACCAUUGUCCCCGUCCAAUAAGCAAUCUAUCUUCCACUUCGAAAGUUAUUCCGUAUCUCCCGAAAGUUGAUAUUUCGGAAGACAAAGAAAAUAUUAUGUUCGUGGAGAGUGACGUAGAUGAAGAGCUCCUAUUCAAUAUUCCGUUCACCGGUAGCGUCAAGAUGAAAGGAAUAAUUUUAAUGGGACCGGAUGAAGAGUCUCAUCCGUCAAAGAUACGCUUGUUUAAAAAUCGGCCGAAAAUGACUUUCGAUGCUGCAAGUGGUGCGCCCGAUCAGGAAAUUAGCCUCUCCAAAGACCCGAAAGGAGUUAUCGAAUAUCCUUUGAAACCAACGAAAUUUUCGGACGUGACGUACCUGUCAAUUCAUAUUCCGGGUAAUUAUGGCACUGACAAGACUCGGGUGGAUUAUAUCGGCCUGGCGGGCGAAUGGCGCCCGGCUCACCGUCACGGCGUCACGAUCUGUAAUUACGAACUUGCCCCCAGUGUCGCUGAUCAUCCGGAAGUUGAUGAUUGGAACAAAGUUGGAGGGAACCACGUUAUGUGA